Messenger RNA from Magnolia sinica, 378 nucleotides. Its product is annotated as D-3-phosphoglycerate dehydrogenase 3, chloroplastic-like. Lineage: Eukaryota; Viridiplantae; Streptophyta; Magnoliopsida; Magnoliales; Magnoliaceae. The transcript has a single exon. The record is from RefSeq and is a predicted model, not a curated record. Bases 1 to 378 code for a protein of 125 amino acids. Gene Ontology annotation, molecular function: phosphoglycerate dehydrogenase activity; NAD binding.
AUGGCUUCUAUAUCGGCAAACCCCAGACCGACGGUCCUCAUCUCGGAGAAGCUCGGUGAGGCCGGCCUCGAUCUCCUCCGGGCAUUCUCCAACGUCGAUUGCUCCUACAUCCUCUCCCAACAGGAGCUCUGCUCGAAGAUCUCGAAGAUUGUGUGGAGUGGGACGAAGGUGACGAGGGAGGUAUUCGAGGCUUCCAGGGGGCAGCUCAAGGUUGUUGGGAGGGCAGGUGUUGGGAUCGACAAUGUCGAUCUCCAGGCGGCGGCGGAGCAUAUCUGUCUUGUGGUGAAUGCACCUACAGCGAAUACAGUCGCAGCCGUUGAUCAUGGGAUUUGCCCCAAUGGGAUCAGUCUAAUCCCAUGUGCAUCCAAACAGUUUUAA